Molecule: messenger RNA, 753 nt
Organism: Onychomys torridus (southern grasshopper mouse)
Lineage: Eukaryota; Metazoa; Chordata; Mammalia; Rodentia; Cricetidae
Product: gastrokine-3-like
Exons: 6
Coding region: 1-753 (250 amino acids)
Biological process (GO): regulation of cell population proliferation
Source: RefSeq, a predicted model, not a curated record
AUGACAGGGCAGCUUGGAGAUUUACAGCCCAUCCUUGAUGAGGAACUGGGGAACUGGGAACACAUGAAUAGCAUGGGAAAGCCUCACUGGGGAGGACCAGUUUGCAUCGGCACUGCUGCAGAGGCCAGUGUCGAAGUCAGCAUCCAGGCUGAGUCUGGAAAGGACCGAGGAAGGUUCUGGGUUGCAGCAGGCAGUGUGGGCAUCAGGGAGAAGACCAAAAUUGCACCUUCCAUUCUUGUGAGCAUCUUUCUAGUUCCCUCUCUGGCCCUGAGGAACACCAAUGACAGUAUUCCUCUCGAUGGCUCUGUGGGGACCCAGACCAUCCAUGUUGAUGCCCUCCGAUGUAUGGUCAGCAUCCAAGACACCAAUGUUUUGAGUGAAUGGAAUGGAAUCAUGAACUACAAGAAUGCCCUCCUGGCAGUUAAACUGUUUAGUAAGAUGGCCUGUGUCCUGGCCAAGAUGGACCUAGCAGUCUUCCCAAGUUUGGAUGAUAUUACCCAGGCCCUGGGCAAACAGGCUUCCGGUCACUACCCACCCACCCGCGGACUGACCUACACAGUUUUACCCAGUCGAGUCAAAAACUUGGCCCAAUAUGGAGUGCCUGUCAAGGACCUGUGCAGAGCAGUCCCCACCUACUUUGCCCAACAGCAAAAAGAAGGUACUGCCCUGGCGAUGGACCCAGACUCCUGUUCUGAGCUCCAGUUUAUGUCCUUCAUGGGGCUGUCCAUCUGUGGUGAGAUCCCUGGCCUCUGA